Oryza sativa Japonica Group (Japanese rice) is the source of this 2906-nucleotide messenger RNA. RefSeq names its product transcription factor GTE4. The record is from RefSeq and is a predicted model, not a curated record. Gene Ontology annotation, molecular function: protein binding. NCBI's taxonomy places the organism in Eukaryota, Viridiplantae, Streptophyta, Magnoliopsida, Poales, Poaceae.
GAUCGCGCACACGACCCCCCCGACCCGACGCCGCCACCACCCACCCCCGUCGCAGCAGCUCACCCCCACCUCCACCGCCAUAGCCAUAGCCAAGCCGCGGGAGCUCCAAUCCGAGUCGACCCCGGCGGAUUCCGGCAGGGCUAGGCGCGAAUCCCUCGCCGCGGCGGCCGCCUGCAUCGAUCCGGGGCCUCGCGGGAGGGGGGGGACCGGAUUUAGGGUUUAAUUUAUGCAUGGCCUCGUCCCCUCCUGGCGCCGGCGCCGGCGGGGAGGAGCGGCCCGCGGCGAGCCCCGCGGCCCCGGCCGUGGCGGAGGCGGUGGAGGAGGGGCCGGUGACGUCGCGGUGGGCGCCGGAGAUCAGGGUGUACCGGCGCAAGUACCCACGCAAAAACCCUAAACCCCCUCCGAACCCUAGCCCUAGCUCCAGCCCCCUCGCGCAAACCCUAGCCUCGAUUCGGAGGUCGAUUCGCCGCCCCGAGGAUGGGCCUGCGGCGCCUCGGCCUGAUCCGCCCGCCGCGCCCGCUUCCUCCCCCCAUCCCCCUCCGCCGAGCGCCCCGGUUGCCCCCGCGCAGCAGGGGGAGCCCGCCGCGCCCGCUUCCGACGACGUCUCCGCGGGGCCUAAUCGGGACGGCGGGGCCGUUCCCAACGGCCAUGGAGACGUCCGGGCGGCCGCCGAGGAGAAGGCGCGGAAGCGGAGGGCGCGGAGCGAGCUGCGGCGGCAGCUUGCGUCGGAGCUCGACCAGGUGCGUGGGCUUUCCAAGCGGCUGAAGGCGGCCGCUGAGGCCAUCGCGGCUGAGUCUGCAGCGGCCCUUGCUUUGCCUGUGGUGGUGCCGCCGCCUCAGCUUCCUGUUGGGUAUGCGCACUCGCAGUUCGCACUCGCUGAUCCUGUGACGCCCAUACCUGGUCAAGUUGCUGGUGCUAUUGUUCCGGUCCGCUCAGUGAUGCAGCGCGGGCCACUAACCGUGUCAGUGACUCACACAGAGUCCUUCGAGAAGGAGAAGCGGACACCAAAGGCGAAUCAGUUGUAUCAAAAUUCAGAGUUCUUGCUUGCCAAGGAUAAGUUUCCGCCUUCAGAUUCACAUGGUCGUAAGAAACCCAAGCACCACAAGAAGAAGCAUCGUUCCUUAGCAUCUCAUGGUGCUGGUUAUGAUGCUGAGCAGAGGCUAUACUCUCAUGCUUUUAAGAAAUCUAUGUCGCUGCUUUCUAGGCUAAUGAAGCACAAAUUUGGUUGGGUGUUUAACAAGCCUGUAGAUGCUGUUGCGCUUGGUUUGCAUGAUUAUUUUGCUAUUAUCAAGCACCCAAUGGAUCUUGGCACGAUAAAGACCCGACUCACGCAUGGCCAGUACAGGAACCCGAGGGAGUUUGCUGAUGAUGUACGGCUGACGUUCCAUAAUGCCAUGACCUAUAAUCCCAAGGGGCAGGAUGUGCAUUUCAUGGCUGAGCAGUUGUUGGGAAUCUUUGAGGCGCAGUGGCCCGAAAUUGAGGCUGAGGUUCAGUACCUUGCCUCAUGUCCGCCAUUGCCAAAUAAGUUUCCACCUCCACCAAUUGACGUGCGCUUCCUUGAUCGGUCAGAUUCUGUAAAACACCAUAUGGUGUUGGACUCCAAGUCAAGGCCAUUAAGUCAUACUCCCACUUAUAGUGCCAGGACUCCAUCGAUGAAGAAACCAAAGGCCAAGGAUCCGGAUAAGAGAGAUAUGACAAUAGAUGAGAAGCGGAAGCUUAGUAACAACCUUCAGAAUUUGCCACCGGAGAAGCUUGAUGUUGUUGUGCAGAUCAUUAAGAACAAGAAUCUGUCUGUUAGACAGCAUGAUGAUGAGAUUGAGGUUGAAAUAGAUAGCAUGGAUACUGAGACACUUUGGGAACUUGAUAGAUUUGUGGCCAACUACAAGAAGAACCUGAGCAAGCAAAAGAGGAAGGCUGAGCGAGCCAUGCUUGCAAGGCAGGAUGCAGAGUUGCAUGCACAACAUGUUGCCCCACAACAACCAUUUCUUGGAUUGCAGAGUCAAGAGCCUAAUAUUGGUGUAAAAUCUCCAAAGCAAAAUUUGAUUGUGGAUGAGAAAUUAGCUACUUCUGUGCCAGAACAAGCUGAUAAUAAUGGACAAAAUGCAAGUAGAUCGAGCAGCUCUAGCAGCUCCAGCAGUGAUACAGGAUCCUCUUCUAGUGACUCAGACAGUGAUAGCUCCUCUUCAGAUGGAUCAGAUGCCGCCAAUUCAUCUUGAAAUGUAGAUUCAGAACUUCAUCCAAUGAAGAAUAACUGUCUAAUUGUAUUUGGCAUGACAAUGCCUCAGCAAGACUCAAGACAUGCCUAUCUUCGUCUAUCUAGGAAAUCUCCGAGUUGCAGCUAGGAUGUCAUCCGAAGGCAGGAUUCUGCAAAGGCCUGCUGAGCCUGAUACAAGUUCCAUUCUGCUGCUUCUGUGUACUUAUGAUUGUAGGUUAACUUUGUACACUAGUCCAUUUUCAUUUGUUUGGCAGCAGAGUGCAGCUGUAUUAUAUGCACCUUGGCAUUAUGGAUACCCCCAGCUGAAGGCAAGGUAUUCACUAGGCUCAGAUCCAAUAAGACAGGCAUGCAUGCUGACGCUGAUCUUAUCUGGGUAGGAGUUCUGUAGCCUGUAGAUUAGCCACAGCUGGAGCAUUAUUUACGUUUUGCCGCGUUGAUUACUUGAUUGCUGCAGUGAGUAGGAAGGUGAUUUGUCUAACAGUUUGGUGACUCCACUCCUCUGGAAUACAGGUAAUGUUCUGACUAUUUAACCGUUCCGCAUCAAAUGUGGCCUGUUGACGGUGUUGUAAAAUUUAGCCAGAUGAAGUCUGUUGAUAAACGUUGCUUUGGUGUUUGUCUUGUGUUGCCUGUGAUCCAGUCCAUGUCCUUUGUGAUGAAUGCUUAUUCCGAAACUGAUCGUACUGUAUUGUCA